This is a messenger RNA of Exophiala dermatitidis NIH/UT8656, 386 nucleotides long. RefSeq lists its product as uncharacterized. The transcript has a single exon. The record is from RefSeq and is a predicted model, not a curated record. Lineage: Eukaryota; Fungi; Ascomycota; Eurotiomycetes; Chaetothyriales; Herpotrichiellaceae. Bases 41 to 373 code for a protein of 110 amino acids.
GGGCAGGGUCUAUCAUGGCUCUUUGUAGCAGUCUUCAUCAAUGGCUCACAUGCCGGAUGUCAUUCGCGAGCAGGCUAAGGCACGAGGUAGGAUCCAUAAGGACAUGGCCUGCGGGAAAGGUCUCACCAGUGUGGACGGCGAGCAACGGCAGACGCGACGUGCAGCAUGCUUGCUGCACGCUGGCUGCAGAGUGCAAAUGUCGAAGAGACGGUCAGGAGAUGGAUACCUGAUAGCGAUGAAGCGACCAAAGGGCGCAGAGGCGAGGCGAGGAAGAGGUAGAGUGGUUGUAGGGCUGCGUGCGACCAGAAAACCAGUCCGUGUUCGAUUGGAUGAAGUAUACCUAGUACUAUGGCCAAAUUCCCGGGGUCGCUAGUCGUACUAAGUAG